GUUUCCCGCCUGCUAUUUGCUCAGUCAAUUACUGCUUAUACUGUGAAGUUUGCGGAGGCGUGGACCCACCUCCAGAUGUUCAAAAUAGUGAAAAAAUCCUACUGUAUUAAUCAUGUCACCUUUGUUACCAGCAUUCGUUCUCGGGUUUGCCUUACUUGCGAACGACUGCAGUGGACAACGCUUUCUGCGAUUGACACCGCCGAAGAACGCUGAGUCGAGUAUUGGAUUCGAUAUCGAGGUGCGCAACAACAAUGGUCUUGACAAAGCAGGUGGAGACACCAGUACCAAGAAGUGCCUGGCCGCAACUACCACAGAUGCUGGACGGGAAGUGGAAGAUGCUUCGUGUCAUCACGGUGCGCACUUGUUGCACACUUGGCGUUUCCAUGGUGUACGGGCACAAGUGAAUUGGUGGGCAACCAAAGAGGCGUUUGGGAAUUACCGCUUCACAGCGCACCCGCGAUCGAAAUUCGUUCCACUACUUGUUGGGCAAAACAGUGAUGCGGAAUAUGAGAAGGUGGACUCCAAGAAGAAGAAGCCACGAGGCAUAGCAGAGUCGCAAUCGUUACCUCCAGCAAGUCUGUCAGUAUCCGGAGAACUGAUCGUCUACA
Amoebophrya sp. A25 is the source of this 608-nucleotide messenger RNA. Lineage: Eukaryota; Dinophyceae; Syndiniales; Amoebophryaceae. The record is from the annotation of a GenBank genome assembly.